Molecule: messenger RNA, 338 nt
Organism: Bipolaris sorokiniana ND90Pr
Lineage: Eukaryota; Fungi; Ascomycota; Dothideomycetes; Pleosporales; Pleosporaceae
Exons: 1
Coding region: 55-297 (80 amino acids)
Source: RefSeq, a predicted model, not a curated record
CAAGCACAACCGUCUUGAAUAGAAUCACCCGCUCCACAUUAGCUAACACAAGAGAUGCGGCCCGAGCUGCUUUCGAUGCCAAUCCUGCGCUCUGGUUGUGCUGAACCGAACCAGACAUACUUGCAUGCACACUCUGCACAGACAAACACAGUACAAGAUAAACAGCCUCAAAUAUAUCAACACCAUAACUGCCAUCACCACCACCACCACAUUGACAUUUACGAUGACGUCAGCUUCUUCUGUGAAAAGGCCAAACUUAGGAAGGCUGCGGGUACCUUGCAUCCUUCAGCAGACUGAAGUACCAUGCUACGAUACCGUAUCUAUACCUUGGACUCUAC